CUUUAUAUACCUAAACAGAUGGGAUCCGAGCUUUGUCUCCAGGCUGUCAGUGUUAUUCUCGACAGGCGCUGUGAACGACUCUCAUCGCGUUUCUCUCCAUCUCCGUUCAUCUACGAGCACCAGCGCUGCAUUGACAGCCUCAUGCCACAGACAGGUCGCUGGGUUUAAGCUGUCACCCUGAUGCUGGAUCGAGCCGUGUUGCUCGAGAGAGAAAGCUGAGACGGAACAAUACCGACGGAGCCUGUGUAUCGUUGGCAAGUGAAUAUCAGCUUUCGUGAAGGACUCUGUCACCGCGCCUUUCCAAGCGGAGGACAACAAGCGACAGUUCCUAUAGACGCUUACUGUAAACGCCAGCAAUGCCGGGGUUUGACUACAAGUUCCUGGAGAAGCCCAAGAGACGCUUUCAGUGUCCUCUUUGUAGCAAAGCAAUGAGGGAACCCGUCCAAGUUUCCACAUGUGGACACCGAUUCUGCGAUACCUGUCUGCAGGAAUUUCUCAGUGAGGGGGUCUUCAAAUGCCCGGAGGACCAGCUCCCACUGGAUUACGCCAAGAUCUACCCUGACCCUGAGCUGGAGCAGCAGAUACUGGCGCUGCCCAUCCGCUGUAUUCACAGUGAAGAGGGCUGCCGCUGGACCGGCCAGAUGAAACAGCUACAGAGCCACUUCUCAACCUGCGCCUUCAAUGUGAUCCCCUGUCCCAACCGCUGCUCCGUCAAGCUGACACGCAGAGACCUGCCUGAGCAUCUGCAGCACGACUGUCCCAAACGCAAGGUCAAGUGCGAGUUCUGCGGGAGCGAGUUCACAGGAGAGGCCUAUGAGAACCACCAGGGCAUCUGUCCGCAGGAGAGUGUGUACUGCGAGAACAAAUGUGGCGCGAGAAUGAUGAGGAGACUAUUAUCCCAGCACACCAUGACAGAAUGCCCCAAACGCACGCAGCCCUGCAAGUACUGCGGCAAAGAGUUUGUCUACGACACCAUCCAGAACCACCAGUACCACUGCCCUCGCUUUCCCGUGCAGUGUCCUAAUCAGUGCGGCACCCCGAACAUCGCACGUGAGGAUCUGGCCAACCACGUGAAGGAGAGCUGUGGCAGCGCGCUGGUCCUCUGCCCUUUCAAGGAGGCUGGCUGCAAACACAGAUGCCCAAAGAUGGCAGUUGGACGACACCUGGAAGAGAGCACAAAGUCCCACCUGACCAUGAUGUGUAAUCUGGUGGGACGGCAGCGGCAGGAAAUCAUGGAGCUGAGACGUGAAAUGGAGGAGCUGUCGGUGAGUCACGACGGCGUUCUCAUCUGGAAACUGACCGACUACUCGCGCAAGCUGCAGGAGGCCAAACUGCGCAACAACCACGAGUUCUUCAGCCCGCCCUUCUACACGCACCGCUACGGCUACAAGCUCCAGGUGUCCGCCUUCCUGAACGGCAACGGCAGCGGCGAAGGCUCGCAUCUGUCCAUCUACAUCCGCGUGCUGCCCGGCGAGUACGACAACCUGCUGGAGUGGCCCUUCUCCUACAAGGUCACCUUCUCCAUUUUGGACCAGAGCGACCCGUCGCUGUCCAAACCUCAGCAUAUCACGGAGACCUUCAACCCUGAUCCCAACUGGAAGAACUUCCAGAAACCGUGCAGCAGCCGAAACUCGCUGGACGAGAGCACGCUGGGCUUCGGCUACCCCAAGUUCAUCUCGCACGAGGAGAUCAAGAAGAGGAACUACAUCCGCGACAACUCAAUCUUCCUCAAAGCUUCCAUAGAGAUCCCUCAAAAAAUCAUGGCCUGAAGCUGUGCGAGUGACGAUUUGUCUUGACGUACGUCUUUGUGGACCCUUUUCCUGUCAGAAACUCUGCCGAAAGACUCAGAGCUCGUCUGUCUGGUUAUUCGAGUGGGACCCACGUAGAAGUGUUUUCGCAAAGUCAUCACUUUUGGAUUUGCUUUCUAACACUCUCUUCCUCAAUCUACAGCAACGCCUUUGGACAUUCAGUAGUGCCUAGAACAUUUAAUUUAAAUGUUAUUUUUAAAGCGCGAUUUAUGUUAUUUCUCUCACAGAUGUCAAGUAAACGAUGGAAGCGGACUGUGAAAGGCUAUUCGUAAGCUUUGCACUUUGAGAAAGUUCUUCGGAGCUCUCUGGCAUUCGGCGUACUACACACACUAACCCUCUUUUUACCCUCUUGUGUACACACUUUCGCCUGGCAUCGGUCCUUGAAAAGAAACUCAACGGAACUUUUUUCCGGUUUAACUCAUUUUACGUAAACUAACAACAACGGCUGUGAACUAAAUGUAGCUUAACUCGCUCUAGCGGUUCGAGACUUGUUCGGUGCAUUGUAGUAUUUGAUAGGUCAACAAUAGGACCGAUUCCGAGGUGCUAAAGCUUUUUCGUUACUGUACGAUGGAAAACGACACAUUUUUGAAGCUCAUGCACUCCGGUUCGGAUCGAAAGCCAUGCGAGAGGUUGUUUACAUUCAGUCUGUGAGGAUCUACGACACGGACCAGUUUUGUUUUUUUUUGUACUGUAACCUGUAUUCUUAACCAGCGUGUGAGGGCUUGUUGCGUUGCGAUGGACGGACGAGCGAAAGGAACCAAAUUUUUUUUUAAUAUGUGAAAAAAAUAAAUGUGAGCAAACUAUUUGUGUCAUAAAUGGAGGGUGGUUUCGAAUGUGAACUCUGGACUCACAUGCUCAGUUGAUUCUUUCUGUUCUUUGUCUUACUCUGGCAGAUGAUGAAUAGAAAGGUGCGGGCACUCGCAACGGCCGCCCCAAAGCGAGUCGAGUGCGAGGGCGUCGUAUUCGAGCGGCGCUGGUAGCCAUGGUUGCCUGUUAGAGCAGCAUGUGAACGAGAAGAGAGUUCUUCCAUGUGCCUGAGGAAGAUGAGCCUUGUGCAAUAUGGCUGCCAUUGCUCCAUACAGACCAGUGGAGAACUUUGUCGAUACUUAUUAUAUAUUAUAUGUGAAUACUAAUAAAAAAAAAUGCAAAAGCACAUUCUUCUUCACAUUUAAUCUCGCUAUGAUACCAGCUAAUAUUUUGCAAGGAUUUUAAGAAAACCUGGAAAAAGAAAAAACAAAAGACAUUUUUUUGCUAAGAUUCUGUAUUUUACAAAGUACUUCAGAUGUUUUCUACAAGACUUUUUUGGCGAUGAGUUUCGGGGGCUGUACGUUGACGUUUUAUGGACCCUUUUUAUGUUUCUCCUCUGUGAAAUUUGCUCGGUCGUUUUGUUUUUGUCUGGUUUGGAUUUGGCAUAUUAUGUCUGUAUUAUUUCCUCUUGAGAAGUAUUUAUUUUAAAGCGCCAUGACAUAAGCUUGACAAGAAAUGGUGCAGAUGUUUUUAUAUGUUGAUUUGAUGAUUGCUUGUCGAAUAUCACUUGAAAUAAAACAAUGUCUACAAGA
Messenger RNA from Onychostoma macrolepis, 3367 nucleotides. It is a transcript of the gene traf4a, whose product is annotated as tnf receptor-associated factor 4a. Gene Ontology annotation, biological process: regulation of apoptotic process; signal transduction; positive regulation of JNK cascade. Gene Ontology annotation, molecular function: protein binding; zinc ion binding. Lineage: Eukaryota; Metazoa; Chordata; Actinopteri; Cypriniformes; Cyprinidae. Bases 357 to 1769 code for a protein of 470 amino acids. The transcript is spliced from 7 exons. The record is from RefSeq and is a predicted model, not a curated record.